AUGCUGCGACGUCCCCUAUCCUCUCUAUUACCCCGGGGCAUUAGCAAAUUCUUCUCUGUGUCUGCCCCUCUCGCCAAUAAACCCUUACCCCCGCGUCUCAAGCUCCCCGAUGCCGACCUGACAGUCUCCUACCUCAAGGGCAGCGGGCCCGGAGGUCAGAAAAUCAACAAAACCAACUCCGCCGUCCAAAUAAGCCACAAACCCACCGGCAUAGUCGUAAAAAGCCAAGCCACGCGCUCCCAAUCCCAAAACGAGAAGAUCGCGCGCCAACUCCUCGCCGAGCGCGUCGAGCACCUCCAGAAAGGCGACCAGAGCCGCACCUCCAUCAAGGCCGAUCGCGCUCGCAAGAAGAAGGCGAGUAAGGUGAAGAAGAGUCGGCGGAAGUAUCGCGAUUUGGAGGGGGGUGAGCUGGGGGCUAGUGGGGGUAGAGAUGGGGAGGAUGGGGGUGGAAAUCAGGGAGGUGUGGUGGGUGCGGAGGAGGGGAAGGUAUGA
Molecule: messenger RNA, 492 nt
Organism: Aspergillus campestris IBT 28561
Lineage: Eukaryota; Fungi; Ascomycota; Eurotiomycetes; Eurotiales; Aspergillaceae
Product: peptide chain release factor family protein
Exons: 2
Coding region: 1-492 (163 amino acids)
Biological process (GO): translational termination
Cellular component (GO): mitochondrion
Molecular function (GO): translation release factor activity
Source: RefSeq, a predicted model, not a curated record